Hydractinia symbiolongicarpus is the source of this 1496-nucleotide messenger RNA. Its product is annotated as lysosomal thioesterase PPT2-B-like. The coding region runs from base 196 to 1188 and encodes 330 amino acids. Gene Ontology annotation, molecular function: thiolester hydrolase activity. The record is from RefSeq and is a predicted model, not a curated record. The transcript has 10 exons. Gene Ontology annotation, cellular component: lysosome. NCBI's taxonomy places the organism in Eukaryota, Metazoa, Cnidaria, Hydrozoa, Anthoathecata, Hydractiniidae.
UUCGCAAACAAGUAAGUAAGUAGGUUUGUUACGACAACAACGAGACUGGUUGAUGUUUGUAAACAAAGCAGCUUCUACCAAAUAAUCACGGCGACCAGAAUGACAGCCUAAUUGAUAAUAACAGAAUCGAAAGUAGGACAAGUAGCACGGUCAGAACUGAAAGAGUCAAAAGAAGAAAAGUUGGAGUUGUAUUAGAUGUUAAAAUAUUGCAAAUCAACAUUACUAAUGUCAAAAAAUAAAAUGUUUGGGUUCGGCUAUACUUACAGAUGUGCUAUAUUGAUGGUUUUCUUCUUUCAAUUUGUUUACACAUACAAACCUGUUGUUUUGGUUCGUGGAAUAUUUUCAGAUGGCGAUGAAUUAAACGACCUGAAAAAUUUAAUUAUACAAUCUCAUCCGAACACGAAUGUGACGGUUUUAAAAUAUUUAUCGGAUUUGGAAACGCUCGAAAACUUGUCGUUUCAACUCAGGAUUUUUAAUAACAAAAUGAAACGCUUUAUAAAAAAGUAUAAAGACGGCUUUCACAUUAUUUGUCACUCACAAGGUACAUUGUUAGUAUUUACAACAAGUGGAUUGCUGUGCCUCGGCUUAUUGGAAAGUGUUACUAAACACAACAUUGAAACAUUUGUAGCCCUCUCGACACCAAUUUUUGGUCAGUAUGGGUUACCAAAAGUAAUUCUUCGACGCAUACCCGUCUUACGACCAAUCGCAAACUUGACUAGAGAGCUGCUUUCGCCCUUUAUAUACAGGUCAUUUCUUCAAAAGUUCGUAUCGAUUGCAAACUACUGGAAGGAUCCCCGUCUGGAAUUUCAGGAAGAUUUUGAAACUCAUGUUCGUUAUUUAACUAAAGUUACAAAUGAUCCAAAUUCAAAGUGGUUUGAUAAAACAGAAGCUGCUGUACGUAAACAGAACUUUUUGAAACUGAAAAAACUAGUUUUGAUUGGUGGACCGGACGACGGUGUUAUCAUCCCGUGGCAGUCAAGCCUGUUUGGUUAUUAUGGCUCAGAUUCACAAAGUAAAAGCGUAGUCGAAAUGACACAACAAAAGAUGUUUUUGGAAGACUGGUUCGGAUUGAAAUCAUUGUACAAUCGCGGUGGUGUAUCUUCUUAUGUUUUUGCUGAUGUCAAGCAUAAUGAUUGGCAUGGCAACAAGACUGUGUUCCAUAAAGCUAUUGAACCAUGGCUCACAUAAAUUAACUUUUCCUAAAUAAGAAAAACUGGCCAUUGAUACUUCACUUGCAUAAUUGCAUAAACAGGAACUGACUUUACACUGCAAUACUAAUAAAAUUUCAUACCACAGACACAUAUAAUUUGCCUUUAGGCAGAAUUUUCGGUGGUUAACAAAAUAUGUAAAUACAAAUGUUAUAUACUUCUUUUCUUUUUUCUUAAAAUUACAUUGCUGAUGUUAAUCUGGGAAAAAUGAUUUACUGUCUAUAGUAUCAACACCUGUGUAUAUAUACGUUAGAUUGAAUCUGAAAUUGCAUGCGCCAGUCCACAGGA